CGGCUCCUUUCCUCGGUGGCGGCGGCGGCGACGACAACGGGAUGGUGCUGGCCGGGUUCCUGUGGUGCGUGGCGGCCUUGCUGGUGUUGCAGGGCCGGGCUGACGAGCAUGACCACACGAGAUGAUGUGAUGCAGACCACCUACUGUGAAAUAGAUUUAGAUAAACAAACAAGAGAUGCAUUUGUUUAUGCUAUCAAAAAUCACUAUUGGUAUCAGAUGUACAUUGAUGACUUGCCAAUAUGGGGUAUUGUUGGUGAAGCAGAUGAAAAUGGUGAAGAUUUUUAUCUCUGGACAUAUAAAAAGCUUGAAAUAGGUUAUAAUGGAAAUAGGAUUGUAGAUGUGAAUCUGACAAGUGAAGGGAAAGUUAAAUUGGUACCCAAUACUAAAAUCCAGAUGUCUUACUCUGUGAAAUGGAAAAAGUCAGAUGUGAAGUUUGAAGAUAGAUUUGACAAAUAUCUUGAUCCGUCUUUCUUUCAACACAGGGUAUGCGAUAGAGAUCUGGGAGAUGAAUAUGGUUGGAAACAAGUUCAUGGAGAUGUUUUCAGGCCAUCUAGUCAUCCUUUAAUAUUUUCAUCUCUUAUUGGUUCUGGCUGCCAAAUCUUUGCAGUUUCUUUCAUAGUAAUCAUUGUUGCCAUGCUGGAAGAUUUAUAUACAGAGAGGGGAUCAAUGUUAAGUACUGCUAUUUUUGUUUAUGCUGCAACAUCACCAGUGAACGGCUACUGAAGAAGAUGGAUAAAGCAAAUGUUCAUUGGAGCAUUCCUUAUUCCUGCAAUGGUGUGUGGCACAGCCUUCUUCAUUAAUUUUAUUGCCAUUUAUUAUCAUGCAUCAAGAGCUAUUCCUUUUGGGACAAUGGUAGCUGUUUGUUGCAUCUGCUUUUUUGUUAUUCUUCCUUUAAAUCUUGUUGGAACAAUACUUGGACGAAAUCUUUCUGGUCAGCCAAACUUUCCUUGCCGAGUAAAUGCUGUUCCUCGUCCAAUUCCAGAAAAAAAAUGGAUGUAUGGUUUGUUUCAGACAUCUUUUUACUUUGGUUAUAUGGCAGUAUUUAGCACAGCCCUAGGAAUAAUGUGUGGAGCAAUUGGCUAUAUGGGAACAAGUGCCUUUGUUCGAAAAAUCUACACGAAUGUGAAAAUUGACUAAAAGAACUGAAAACUGGAACAGUUAACAUUUUAGGGUGUGGGGUGGGAAAAGAUUAUAUAACUUGCACACCAAAAAGCGCAGGAAAAAUUGUGUGCGUGGCACUGGGCACUCUGUGGGUCUCUUUCUUGUGGAUCAUUUAAAGCAACAUCCGUUUUCAUUGAUCCUAGGUUCUUACUGACUUUUUCCAAAUGUUCUCAGCAAAUGUGUGGAUUAUAUUCAGUAGGCAUUUCCACAGUACAUGCUUAUCUUCCCAAAAUUAGCUCAUAAAGAUGAAUAGACUAGCUCUCUUCAGUGAAGAGGACAAACUGUAUUUAACUAUUUGUUCCAUUCAGUUCUAAAGGAAAGUGAAACAGAUGGUUCUUAGAGGUUUCUAGUAAGUUAUUGGUACAAAAAAUAACUGUUCUGGAAAGAUUUCUUCCCUUCAACUUUAGUGUUAUUUGAUAGGGUGAAGAAACACGGGUGCUACCUGAAUAAUUUGCAAUGUUACCUAUUAUAAAAUAUACAUGCAUUUGGUUUUUUUUUAAAGUCAAAUAUUUGCAUGCAUUCUCAGUUUAAUAGGACCAAGUUUCCAUUUGUUCAUUACAAAAAGUAUAUUGAACUACAGUAUACCUGAAACCCAUCCAAAGAAACGUAACUAAUAAUAAAGGUGGAGUUUUCUGCACUGCAAUUUUUAAAUGCCAAGAAGCAAAAUAUAUGAAGAUGAAGCACUCAACACAUGGAGGUCUAGAUUUAAAAACAAUGAAUGUCUACAGUGAUUCCUCCCUUCCUUCCUUCUUCCCUCCCCCCUCCUUCUCUUUCUUUCUUUUCACCAGCCCACCCCCAGUUUGGAAUGUUUACUUGAUGAUUUAAAAGGGUAACAAGUGUAUGAAACAUUAAAUGAUGUAACUUAGAUGUAGCUCCCAAGUGUAUUUGGAUGUACAGAUUUACUAAAGAAUACUUUUUUCCUGAUGAUUCAGUGUAUAAAUAUGUGAAUUUAGGUGGCUUUUUACAUCUUGCCUGCUCUUGCAUGAAAUGUUGAGGAUUUCCUUGCAGUACGUAUUUCAUGUUUUCUGUUUACUUAAGCUCUUUCAAAAGCAAAAAAAACCUUGUAAUUUAUAAGAGUUUGAUUUUGUUUAGUUCUCUCUGGACACUUUCAUAAUAUCUAAAGCAAUGUUGCUUUAAGUGUUCAGAAAGUUUCAAAUAAACUUUUCAGACAAACUUUUUGAUGGUGAAAAAUAGAUAUAUUUUAAAUUAAAAUAUGAUUAGUUCAUCACUCCUUGGAAAAACAAUUCUGAAAAAGUUCAUAUAUAUAUUCUUCAGAUACUAAACCCCAGGUUGCAUUGGGCUACUCCCUAAUGUGCUUUAUUCAACUAAAAAGAAUUUGCCUGGUCAAGGAGGAAGCGUUUUCCAUAAGUAUGCAGAAGUUGUAAGUGAAAAGCAAGAACCAACAAAAUAAAGAGAAAACUUUCCCCAAAUUCCUGAAGAUUAAGCUGCAAUAAGGAUUUAGAAAUCCUUGUUUUUAAAGGAACUGAGGUAAACAUUUAGUAUGUAUCUUCAAGGCAAAGUUUGAAGCUAAAUAAUGCAGAUUAUUUCAAGCAACAAUUUCUUAUGAGGGGCAUUUGUUAAUCCUAAUUGGUUGCGUGUGCGUGUGGUAUUAAACUAUUUUCCUGAGAUGAGUUCACUUGAAGACUUUUCACAUUGGAAAAUAAUUGUGCAAGAGAAAUAAAUACAAUUUACAGUAAA
Messenger RNA from Thamnophis sirtalis, 2859 nucleotides. The record is from RefSeq and is a predicted model, not a curated record. Lineage: Eukaryota; Metazoa; Chordata; Lepidosauria; Squamata; Natricidae.